Fundulus heteroclitus (mummichog) is the source of this 1229-nucleotide messenger RNA. RefSeq names its product DNA ligase 1-like. The transcript has 5 exons. Bases 62 to 697 code for a protein of 211 amino acids. NCBI's taxonomy places the organism in Eukaryota, Metazoa, Chordata, Actinopteri, Cyprinodontiformes, Fundulidae. The record is from RefSeq and is a predicted model, not a curated record.
UUGAUGCUGUGUGUUUUAUCAGAGGACAGAGGAGGAGGAGGAGAAGGACUGUGGGUCAGAGAUGAAGGCAGAAGAUGAGUCCACAGCUGCAGAGGACCAGCAUGAUGCUGCCGACCCCCCAGCUGAAGAAGAAGCUGCAAAAGUGCAAGACGACGACGACGCCUGCAUCAUCCUCAACAUCCAGACCAACAACGACGACAAAGCAGCCGGGGAGGAACCUGGAGAGCCGUUUGUGGACGCCAUCACUCCCAGGAAAAAGAAAAAGAAGUCCAAGAAGGGUUCUGCUGAGACGUCCCAGGUGGACAGCACAGUUACGCCGAGCGCCGAAGCCGCCUCUACUGUCAGUGACACUCCUGUUACGAGCCGGAUGAAGAAGAAGAAAAGGAAGAGAAAAGACAAAAGUGGAGACGAGAAUGAGGUAGAGGAGGAUAAGAAAGAAGAGUGUCAGGUGGUUAAACCAAAGAAAAAAGCAAAGAAAAGGGGGAGAGAGGUUAUGAAGGAGAAAGAGGAGACGAGCUUCCCUUUAGAAAAUGACAGUGAGAAGAAAAAGAAGAAGAAGAAGAAGCUCAUAGAUGAGAUGGAGGAAAAGGUUGAGAUGACAGGAGUGGAGGAGGAAGAUUCUGUGAAUUUGGCAGAGACGAUGCAGAAGAAGAAGAAAGAAGAAGAAGAAAAGGAAGAGAGAGGAGCCGCAGUUUAAAGAAUCACCAGCAGAGGGCGAGCAAGAGCAGGAGGAGACAGCUGGCUGCAACUCGUCUCUGCUCGCCUCUGCAAAGAAGAAGAAGCCUCCGAGGAGGAAGCUGAGCCUGAAGAAGAGGCUGAGGCUGCGGAAGAGAGAGAUGAUGAUGAUUGGGAGGAAGGCACAGAGUCCCAGCCUUUCUGCAGCACCCAUCAUCCCAGGAGGAAAAAGACAAAAGCAAAAGCAAAAAGAAGUUAAGUCGCCUCAACCAAAGAUGGAGACAAACGGGGAACAAGAGGAAAGUUCAUCGAAGGAAAACCAGCCUCCCAGGAAGAAGAAGAGAUCCGUGAAGGACAUCCUGGACGCUGCUGGAGGUGAAGCCACAUUUUCAGACAAUCACAAAGAGACAAAGAAAAAAACAAAGAAGGGAGAAAUCUCCCGCCCUGCUGCUGUGAGCCAACCUCCGCCUGCAAAGACGAGGAAGAAGGACAGAGUAAGGAUAAACGUGGAGGAGACAGAAGCUGCAGCAGAAGCUGCUCCUGUUGUUUCUAAG